Molecule: messenger RNA, 1158 nt
Organism: Symbiodinium natans
Lineage: Eukaryota; Dinophyceae; Suessiales; Symbiodiniaceae
Source: the annotation of a GenBank genome assembly
AUGUUGGAGAUCAUGCUGGCAGUUGUGCUGUGGGCAGGCAUGACCUUUGUCAUUAUCGUGAUCGUUUCAGGCAGCAAUGUCGUGAUCGUGUCAAGCGGCAAAGGGAAGCGUCAGACGUCCGACAGCACGGAAAAGGAAGCUCCAGCGUGCUUGCGCAGUCGGCCAGAUCCCCAAGUUCAAGUUCGCCAGAGAGUUCAGCAGUGUGCCAAGCAGACAGCUACAAUCGAAGAAGCUCAGCCACAUGGCAGUGGCACAAAAGGCCGUGCGGAUGAAGAGCCGCUGCCGGACUGCGGUAAGUGUGGACAGGGCACUGAGAAUGACAUCACAGCGAAUGGUGUAGGCGUACCCAGUGAAGCCAACGAAGAAGUAGACAGGAAGCGGCUGCAAGUCCUACAGCUUCUGGAUUGCAUAAUCAGCGGGGAGGAUGUUACCACGAACGCCGUGGCUCUGGAUGUUCUGCAUGCUCUCCCUGCGUGCAAAGACCCUGCUACUCUUGAUGCCAUGCUGGAAGAGCUAAUCUCCCACAAGUCAGCCAUUAAUCGGGUUGUGCAGAUCUAUGUGUUGUCCAGGACGCCACGGCCGCCGCAAGAGCAUUUGUUCGAAAUACGGUCCUUGGAGUUGCCUAGCACCGAGUGUUAUUCCGUGAAUCCCAGCCUGCGCAUCAAGGAUGAGAUCGCGGGAAAGCUACUCGUGCUCCUGGCGGAGUGUGCUCACCAGAGAGCGGAAACUUUGAAAACCCGUGAGGCCAUUGACCACCUCACCCGGAUCGACGACACGCAGCUGCUGCAAGAAGUGCAUGGAGGACUUGAUUCCUGGCCCUUCAUUGGUGGCAGCAUCGCCUGGUCGCGGAUCCUGCAGGCAGAACGACGCCUGGGAGCCGGAGUUCCAAAUCAACCCGUUCCUGGACCUACUGGCUCUUUUGAUCCCUUAAAGCUUCGCAUCUGCAUGUGGCUGACGGAAAAUGGCGAGGGCGGAAAUGCAGAGCGUGGCUUGCAGCGGGCUUGCCUCGCGAUGCUGCAGCGAAGAGGGUGUGAUUCAGGGUGCCUUUCAAACUUGCAGUGGGGGCUGUCGCACUGGCAGUUCAGCUCGAUCUCGCUCUCAUACACACGGCUUUUCAUGGCCGCAAGGUUCUUGAGAUGGCAUGCAAAUUCACUGUGA